AACAACAUUUGGCGGUUGUGUUUCCAGUGCUGCUGCAGGUUUAUCGUCACUGUUUUGUGCUUGCAUGUUUGUGAAACAUGGCGUGUUUCUUCAGGAGAAGAAUAGCAGCAAAGCUGGCCCGGACGCUGCAGCAGUCUGAGGACUUCUUCAUACCAGCUCUGUCAGCUGUUCCAGUUUUAAAGAAACAGCAGACUGCUGACUUUAAAUUGUACAUCAGCACAUUACGGGUCAGAGGGAUUUUACCAUCCAGUGGUGACAUUCAGCUGCAGACAGAAGACUUGGUCAAAAGGUUGAAACAGGACAGUGUGGUGGAGGACAUAUCUGCUGGAAAUGGAGUGAUCAACUUUAAAGUGAAUCGCGAACUUCUCGUCCAGAAAAUGUUGGAGCCGUUUGGAAAAGAGGAGGAUGAGAAAUUUGGAUUAAAUAGUGAACUUUUAAAUACUCUGAAGAGAGGAACAACAUUAGUUGAAUACAGCUCUCCAAAUAUUGCCAAAAAAUUCCAUGCCGGACACUUAAGAUCUACAAUUAUUGGUAACUUCAUUGCGAACUUAAAGCAGUCCCUUGGAAACAGUGUCAUUCGAAUGAACUACCUCGGAGACUGGGGUAUGCAGUUUGGUUUGCUGGGAGCUGGUUUUGGCCAGUUUGGAUGUCGAGAGAAACUAAAACAGAAUCCGUUACAGCAUUUGUUUGAGGUUUAUGUUCAAGUAAACAAAGAAGCUGAGCACAGUGAGGACAUGAGACAAGCUGCCAGAGACUUCUUUAGACAGCUGGAGCAGCAUGAGAGCGAGGCUGUGUCGUUAUGGCAACAGUUCAGACAGAUCACAGUGAACGAGUAUCAACAAGUUUACAAGCGGUUAGGGAUCCAUUUUGAUGUUUACUCCGGGGAGUCUUUCCACCAAGAUCAAGCCCAGGAGGCGGUGCAGCAGCUGCGGAGCCAAGGCCUGUUGAAAACCUCUGAGAAGGGAACAGGUGUAGUGGAUCUCUCCCCCGCUGGAGACAUGAGCAGCGUCUGCACCGUGCUGCGCAGUGACGGCACGACUCUCUACAUCACCAGAGAUCUUGCUGCAGCAAUUGACCGAAAAGAAAAAUACAAUUUUGAUGAGAUGAUUUAUGUGACAGAUUCGAGUCAAGCGAAUCACUUCCACCAGUUGUUCCACAUCCUGCUCGCUAUGGGACACUCCUGGGCCGACAGGUGUCAGCAUGUGCCGUUCGGCCGGGUGCGGGGGAUGAAGACCCGGAGCGGUGAGGUGGUGUUUCUUGAGGACGUGCUAGAUGAAGCUCGUGCCAGGAUGCUCCACAACAUGAGCCAAGCAAAAACCACAAAGGAAAUGGACGACCCAGAGGACACAGCACAAAAAGUGGGGAUCAGUGCACUAAUAGUCCAGGACUUUAAAGGUCCCCUGCAGUCAGACUACACAUUUGACUGGGACAGGAUGUUGCAGGCUCAAGGAGACACAGGAGUUUUCCUUCAGUACACACACGCUCGACUCUGCAGUUUGAUAAGGAUGAAUGAGGGUGUGGAUGCAGCUGUGUCUGAUCCGUCUCUCCUGCUCGAGCAGACGAGUAUAACCAUCCUGCAGCACCUCCUUCGCUACGAUGAGGUAUUGUACCAGUCGGCCCAGGAUCUGCAGCCCAAACACCUCCUAAACUUUCUAUUGAAGCUGUGCCACCUGAUCGCCUCGGCACAUAAAGAGCUGCCGGUGAAAGGAAGCCCUCAGGAUGUUGCACAGGCAAGGUUACGACUGUUCAGCGGAGCCUGCUCAGUCCUGGCCAACGGGAUGAGGAUCCUGGGAAUCACACCGGUUGAUAAAAUGUGAAACUCCCCAAAGUUUGUAACUUCUUCAUCAGUAUUUAUUUAACUACUGUAGGUACCAUACUGCCGUGGGUAAAUUAUCAUAUAAAUAAAAAGCCAUACAAUUUCAAAAUACAAUCAUCUUCCUUAACUGAAGACAUUUCCUGCUACUGUUUUAGGCAUUUUUCACUCAUUCAGAUUGUCAACAAAGCAAGUUAAUCCGCCGUGAGUCACUUGUUUUUUUCUUUUAACUAUUGUUGACAUGUCAGCCCAGAGCUGAGUGAUGUAACUCAACUGCUAUUAUACUCACAACUUACCUUAAUGCAGUUGGAUAACUGGUGAUGAUGCCAAGCACAUGAGUAUGGUUGGACUGGUUGAACUGGUUCAGCUAACUUUCACCCAGAAACCGAUGUAGCGUCUCACUUUAACUUUACAACUAGAACAAAACAAAAUAUUGA
Messenger RNA from Plectropomus leopardus (leopard coralgrouper), 2250 nucleotides. It is a transcript of the gene rars2, whose product is annotated as arginyl-tRNA synthetase 2, mitochondrial. NCBI's taxonomy places the organism in Eukaryota, Metazoa, Chordata, Actinopteri, Perciformes, Serranidae. Gene Ontology annotation, molecular function: ATP binding; arginine-tRNA ligase activity. The record is from RefSeq and is a predicted model, not a curated record. Gene Ontology annotation, biological process: mitochondrial translation; arginyl-tRNA aminoacylation. Gene Ontology annotation, cellular component: mitochondrion; cytoplasm.